CGUCGAGUUGGAUGACUUCACACGUCCGAGUCGAGGAUUGAGAGAAGGGGAGUGGGAGUAGAUGUCAUCUUCCUCUGUUGAUAGGUCGGCUUUCGCUUUCCUGUUGGAUGGACAUGAUAUCCUUAGAAAGGUGGCAUCAUACAUGUGAAAGAUUCCGUGGCUAAACGGAGAAUAUUGGUGUUCAUGAAUCAAGAACAUCUCGCACUGGUCACGAAGGAAUCAGGAUAGGGAACUUCAUUAUUGGGCUUGAACAUCGGAGACCGAGUGCACACUACCUAUGGAAAUUGGCACACUACCUAUGGAAAUGGCCUAUGUAGACUGCUGCUGCGAGGUGCGAAUUGACUACUGCAACGUGCUAAGAAGGGAGACGGGAUAUGUAAACGCAGGUACAUCACACAUGGAAUUUCUGACGAACCAGAUGGUCUGGAUGCCAUGCUCAAGGGGGUUUGCUGCAGAUAUUUUUUUAGCAUACGACCAACCAACAGCCAGUACCUAUGGUCGCAGGAGAAAUAUCCUUUUUAUAUCUUUUUCCCCAUCCUCAGCCCAGGAUUCCAUUAUUAUUAUCCCAUUCCAAUGAUGUUUAUUUACCAAAAGCAUUGAUUUACAUUGAUUUACAUUGAUUUACCCACGCUGUCGGAACCAGACAAACUCCACUCGGGCAGUAAUCCCAUGCCACCACGUCUAUGAUCGACAAUUAUUGGGAAAGACAGACAGUGUCAAGGGUCAUCAACACCACACUCCGAAUCCGGAUCCAUGAAUAGCGAUUCAUAGCCCCAGAUUCUAAUCUCCAUCUCCAUCUCCAUCUCCCAUUCCCAUUCCCAUUCUCAUUCUCACUCAAACGUCGGCUCUGGCCCGACGCAAGGCCAACUCUCUUUCCAAAACUCGCCUCCUCGAUACCAGUGACCAGUCCAAGGUGCAGGGCCAACCCCAACAGCAGCAAUAACGCGACGGGGACGGAUGGAAAUCCGAGCCAAAAAAUCAAGAACCAAGAACCCAAGCUGACUCCAGUCUCCACCAUCCCCCUCCACAAUUCCACCAUUGUGAAGCGGAGACGGCUGCUGUGCUGCUGCUCUUCUGCGUGCUGCACCGUGCAAAAAAACGAGGGCGGACGACGCCAAAGGGCAAAGUGGAAGGGCUCGUGGAGCGACUCGAGCGUGCAUUGCAUUGCGUUGACUGUGCGUUUUGGGGGGGAAAAGAGCGUGCGCGCUGCUGCUACCAUCUACCUACUCCGUACCUACCUUCGUACCUUCGCGUUCCUGCUUGCCUCGCCUCGCCUCGCCUUACUGCACACGCCGCCGCUACGCUUCAAGUGGAAUUUAUUUUUGAUUUCUCUCCUCCGAGGACCAUCCAGUUCGCGUGCUAGCUGCCGGCUCGUCUCUAGCCUGUCUUUGCCGAACCGACAAACCUAGAUUGAUUGCUCUGAUCCCAUGGCUGAGCCCGAGGACGUGUAUUAAACUUCUCUACCAUACAUGUUACCCCCCAGCACCGAAUCAAGAGGCCCAGAAUCCUAAAGGAAGAGCACCUACAGUACACCCAGCAAGACAAGCACAAGCCCAAGCAAAGGCACAGGCAAAGGCACCUUUGACGGCCGCUUCGGGAUUUGGACACUUCUGGAUCAGGAUCUGUGACUUGGAGGCACAUUGAGUGAGAGGGGUCGUUGGUUUGAGGCUCGCCGCCGCAUCGCAUCUCGUACUGUAACGCACGCAGUACGGCCCAGCCCAGCCCAGCCCAGAAUAUAGGAGAAGGGACCUGGAGAUCAAGCCGCAAGAGAAUCGAAGGUUUUCACAUUUCAAGACUGUCAAGUUUCAACGAUCAACGCCUCUCCUCCUACAACCUUUUUUGUGAAUCGCGGAAAUGCCAAAUUCGAGGACCUCCUCGCAAAGGUAAGUCGUAGCCCUCCUAUCAUCUGAUCUCGGAUCUCUCUUCAUCUCUUCUCAUGGCAAUUGGAAGCCUCAAACUUUGCUAAUCAUGGGAUGAUGAUUCACAGGAGAGAUUUUAACAUUGUCGUUCUCGGGGCUGGUGCGUGACUUUUUUGCCCCCUUUCCAUCUUUCUUUUUUCGGACUUUUGCCUGGUGGCUUUUUUUGGCCUCCUCUGGGCAGGCACUGCGCAGCCUGGCUGACACAUUUUUACUCUACAGGUGGUGUUGGCAAGAGCUGCCUCACUGGUAAGGCCCCAAAUCCUGUCAUCUACACUUACCCCUGAAUGGCCCCCAACUAACAACUUCUCAUAGCACAAUUCGUCCAAAAUGUCUGGAUUGAGAGUUACGACCCGACAAUUGAAGAUUCCUAUCGGAAACAGAUUGAUGUCGAUGUAAGUAUCACCAUUUCCGAUUUCAAAGUGAUCGUCCCUCUUUUUGGCCACCGGACUGACGUGUCAUAGGGCCGCCAAUGCAUGCUUGAGAUGUAGGGAACUACUCUUCUUUUUUUCUUUACUCAUUUUUCCGACCGGAAUGUUACAAUCAGACCCACCACUCACUCUUUUUCUAGUCUGGAUACCGCAGGAACGGAACAAUUUAGUAAGUCCUUACCCCCUCUCGGUCACGUGACACACACUAAUUGUUAAUAGCUGCGAUGAGGUAGUCUUUAUCCCUUUCAACCCCCAUCAUCCCCCAAGUUAACAUUUCUUCUAGAGAAUUGUACAUGAAAACCGGCCAAGGCUUCCUCCUCGUAUUUUCCAUCACCAGUCAGAGCAGUUUAUACGAACUAGCCGAACUACGGGAACAAAUUAUUCGUAUAAAAGACGAUGAAAAUGUACCCAUUGUGAUUGUGGGGAACAAAUCGGAUUUAGAAGAUGACAGGGUGGUCAGUCGAUCAAAGGCUUUUAGUGUGAGUCAGAGUUGGGGGAAUGCGCCGUAUUACGAGACGAGUGCUAGGAGGAGGGGUAUGUUCUUUUAUUCCUUCUAAUCUCCUAAUUCUCCCUUUCCCUUAAAUUCAUUUCUACAUAAGAGGGAGGUAUUGACAUGGACCCAAGCAAACGUCGAUGAAGUAUUCAUCGAUCUCUGUCGACAAAUCAUCCGUAAAGACAACGCGACGUUCCCCUCCUUGGAAGACCAGGCGCUGGUCCAGAGGGAAGUCCGAAAACACAAUGGUCAGUACCGAAAAACCGGACGACGAAAACGGGUCAUGAGGGAGGGGGAGAAGGGGGGUUGUACGAUCUUAUGA
Hymenoscyphus albidus is the source of this 3162-nucleotide messenger RNA. Lineage: Eukaryota; Fungi; Ascomycota; Leotiomycetes; Helotiales; Helotiaceae. The record is from the annotation of a GenBank genome assembly.